Molecule: messenger RNA, 3210 nt
Organism: Gadus morhua (Atlantic cod)
Lineage: Eukaryota; Metazoa; Chordata; Actinopteri; Gadiformes; Gadidae
Gene: kcnj4
Product: potassium inwardly rectifying channel subfamily J member 4
Exons: 3
Coding region: 757-2373 (538 amino acids)
Biological process (GO): regulation of monoatomic ion transmembrane transport; potassium ion import across plasma membrane
Cellular component (GO): plasma membrane
Molecular function (GO): inward rectifier potassium channel activity
Source: RefSeq, a predicted model, not a curated record
AAAGAGGGAAAGGUGAGUUCUGGAGGAGUAGAGGAUUAGAAGAAGGCCUUCAAGUCUCCAUGCUAGUGCGGUGAGGUGAGGGAGCAGGGGGUGGCAGGAGGAGUAAGAGGCUGCAUCAUCCAGUCCAUCCCUUGCAGCACUAGAACCUCCUCCUCUGCCCUUCUGAUCCAGUGGAACAACGAGGAGAUGAUCUACCAGCCAACCGUGACCCUGCCUCCACGAGGCUACGGAAUGAGAGAUGUUUUGAUACAGGUUAUGAGAGUUCGGAUGAACACAUGGCGAGAGAAUCUAUACCAAGUUUCUCAACUCCUCUGGCCCCCUCUCCUUACCACAGGAGAUGGACACAGCGGAUCUGACUGGACAGAGCACAUCUCCUCCUCCCCUCCUCCUAUGGGAUUGCGCUGGUGUGGGGAGUGGAGGACAAAGUUCCUCUCCGCCUCCACCCCUCCUACUAUAGAGUUGUGCUGGUGUGUAGGACAGAGUUAACAGACAGGAUUACAGCCAGAGGACGGCAGAGGCAGUGAAGGAGAAAAUAAAGGAUUUUCUCAGGAGGGAAAGCCAAGGAAAGAUCGACUAAACAGAACUCUGGGAGAAUGAACCUGGAACUUUUGAGCUGAACUGAAACAGAGUGAUUUCGACCUUAGCAAGUCAGCGUUUGGACAGGUAUAACGCUGGUCCGUGGUACUAGGGGGCUGACCAGGGCCACCGGGGCCCCUGUGUCCAGAGCGUGGUCCCUGGGAGCCACUGCCAGGGGUGAUGGGAACAAGACGAUCCAGCAGGUUCAGCCUGGGGUCCGUCGUCCUCCAAGAAGACGAGCACCGUAAGGUCUCCAGCCAGGGUCUCCUGAACGGCCACAACUCCCCGCCGCGCUCCUCCACCUCCUCCUUGGCCACCGGCAGGGAGGAGCAGCAGCGGGGAGGGAUGAGCAGCUCCAGCGUCCGGGGCCCGACGCGGGGCCCCUCCGGACAGCUGCGGAGCCGCUUCGUGAAGAAGAGUGGCCACUGCAACGUGGUGUUCAGCAACCUGGAGGACUGGAGCCAGCGCUACAUGGCCGACCUCUUCACCACCUGCGUGGACAUCCGCUGGCGCCACCUGCUGCUUCUCUUCUGCAUCAGCUUCCUGCUCUCCUGGCUCUUCUUCGGGCUCAUCUUCUACCUGGUGUCCCUGGCCCACGGGGACUUCAAGAACCCGUCUGAGGUGUCGCCGGCGGGAGCGACCCACGGACCGGACCCCCCGCUGCCCCCGGUCCAGGGGGGCCGGAGGGAGCGCACGCCGUGCCUCCUCCACGUGCACGGCCUCCUGGGCGCGCUCCUGUUCUCCAUGGAGACCCAGACCACCAUUGGCUACGGCUGGCGCUGCGUGACGGAGGAGUGCCCGGUGGCCGUGGCGACGGUGGUGGUGCAGUCGGUCGUGGGCUGCAUCCUCGACUCCUUCAUGAUCGGCACCAUCAUGGCCAAGAUGGCGCGGCCCAAGAAGCGGAACCAGACGCUGAUGUUCUCGCGGAACGCCGUGAUCGCGCUGCGCGACGGCCGGCUCUGCCUCAUGUGGCGGGUGGGGAACCUGCGGCACUCGCACAUCGUGGAGGCCCACGUGCGCGCCCAGCUCCUCCGGCCCUACGUCACGGAGGAGGGCGAGUUCGUCCCCCUGGAGCAGAUGGACCUCAACGUGGGCUACGACGAGGGCACCGACCGCAUCUUCCUUGUGUCGCCCCUCGUCAUCGUCCACGAGAUCGACAAGGACAGCCCGCUGUACUCGCUGAGCCGGGCCGACCUGGAGGCGGAGCACUUUGAGAUCGUGGUCAUCCUCGAGGGCAUGGUGGAGGCCACGGCCAUGUCCACCCAGUUCCGCAGCUCCUACCUGGCCCGCGAGGUCUUCUGGGGCCACCGCUUCGAGCCCGUGAUCUGCGAGGACCGCGACCGCUACAGGGUGGACUACGCGCGCUUCCACCAGACCUACGAGGUGCCGUCCACGCCGCACCUCAGCGCCAAGGAGCUGGACGAGGUCGCCAGCCGGCCCCCCUCCGCCGGGACGACGCGACCGCCGUCGGCCAAGGAGACGCCGAGCUCGUUCUGCUACGACAACGAGGUAGCGCUGAUCUGCGGCGAGGACGACGACGAAGACGACGACGACGACGAGAACGACAUCUUUGACUUGCGCCGGACGCUGUCGUCGCCGGGGGGGAGGCGGGAGGAGAGGAGGACCUCGGUGACCGUGGACCUCCCGAAGGCGGAACAGGACUCGGCUGCCUUGACGACGGGCCGCCAGAGCUUGAUGUGCGUGCUGGACAUGGACAACCACCAGAGGGAGUUCGAUAUGCUGCAGACGGCAAUUCCGCUCGAUCCGCAGUCCUACAAGAGCGAGCAGGAGAUGUAGAAGUCUGAGGGACACUGGACGGGGAAGACUGCUCGGGGGUUGUUCUCAGCCUUGCUUCUGUUGGUUGAUGUUUGGGGUUGGAGAGUGGGACAUAUCUAUUUUACUGUAUGGUGGAGAAACUAGAAAACGGAUUGAUUAUUAAACCACGAUGAGCCGUAUUGAGGCAGUGGUCAUUCAAGAAAUGAGAUUUUGCUGAGAAGUGAACUUGAUUCCGACUGAAUUGUCAUUCUCCAUCGCAUAAAAACCUCAUGACAACGACAUUAAGACAAGAUACACAUGACGGUUGUCUGAUUAAUGCUCAAAUGCUCCUCUAUUUCCAAGUCCCUGAGAGGCCAAAAUGUGAGGACUGAAAACCGUUGUUCUUGAACUUGAAUGUGUGAUGAUUCUGUGUGUGUGUGUGUGUGUGUGUGUGUGUGUGUGUGUGUGUGUGUGUGUGUGUGUGUGUGUGUGUGUGUGUGUGUGUGUGUGUGUGUGUGUGUGUGUGUGUGUGUGUGUGUGUGUCUUUGUCUGUCUCUUCUUCAAAUUGCUACUAUAUUAAUAUUUUAGUUUUCUUGAUGGUUACAAAUAUUCAGUACAAAUUGCUAAACAUCCACAUUAAGCACAACAAUAACUUCAUUUUGAUCAUAUCAUGAGAGCACAGUCACUUUGCUAUCAUAACAGAUGCUACUGUUAUGGUUUAGUAUUGAUUUUUGAUAUAGCAUACUACUGUAAGUGCUCACUAAUGUCCCUGCUUAUGCACAAAGCCCGGGUUGAGAAGCCUAUUUCUGACCAAAUGCUUAAAAUAAAAAAUUACAAAGCACUUUAAUUGUUAUUGUCAAUAAAUAUUUACACAAAUUA